GCUUGGUCUUGGUCAGGUGUCUGUGGUACAGCGACGUAAACUUUCCUUCUGAGAAAUCGAUUCGGGUUCGUGUACGGACAAACGCUGACAAGGCCAUGCUCAGACGGAUAUUACAAAUGACUCCUGGGAAAGGAGGCUCCCAGAAUGCAGAGUCGGAGGAGCCCACCACAGACGUUAACCAUGAUCAAACCUCUGAGGGCUUCAUCUGUCCUCAAUGCAUGAAGUCCCACAGCUCAGCAGAGGACCUGUUCAAGCAUUACGAGCUGUUCCAUGACACUGGAGAACUUCCUGCUCAUAUGGCCCCCACCAGGGAAGAUCUCACAAUGUUGCGGCAGGAGGUUCAGGACCUUCAUACAUCGCUUAAGGAAGAAAGAUGGUUCUCUGGGGAGCUUAAAAAAGAAUUAGACAAAGUCCAAGGACACCUGAAGCAAAAUGACGGACAGAUGAGCUCAGAGGAUUCAGUACUAGAAAAGAAAUUAAAUGAAUCAGAGACAGAAAAGUUUAACAUCAAGCAGAUGAAAGACUUGUUUGAGCAGAAGGCCGCCCAGCUGGCCACAGAGAUAGUAGAUAUAAAGUCCCGCUAUGAUGAAGAGAAGAGUAUAAGGGAAGCUGCUGACCAGAAGCUCUCUAAUCUAACUGAACUGCUGCAGCAAGAGAAGAAAGAGAAUGAGAGACUUCAGACUGAACUGCUGCAGCGUCCUGGAGUGGAGGAUGUUGAGGUACUGCAAAAGGAGCUUGUGCAGGUGCAGACACUAAUGGAUAGCAUGACUCGUGAGAGAGAGGAGGAGUCUAAGCGCAUCAGAAACCACUAUGAGCAGCUGCAGGCUAAGUUUACUACCUCAGAGAUUCGUAAACUGGAGAUGACUAUUUCACAACUGAAAGCAGAGCUGGAGAAGGGUCCACAGGAAGCAGCUGUUUAUACACAACAGAUCCACCAGCUACAGGGGGACCUGAAUAAUGUGCAACAGCAAAACCAGACUCUUUCUGAAAAGCUUGGACGCAAGGAAAAGGAGUAUAAGCAGCUGGAGGAGCAACUAAAGACAGAGAAGACUGCCAAAAAGGCAGGCCAACAUAGCCUGAGGGAGAAAGAGCAGGAAAUCCUAGCGCUGCAGACCCGAGCCACUGGAGCAGAAGCGUCCCUGCAGAAAGCCAAUGCAGAGCUUGGAGAGAGAGCUGAGGAGGUGGCUAAAUUCAAGGGUGAGAUUACAGACCUUGAGGUGAAGCAUGCUGAACUGAAGGUUGAGAGGAAACAGUGGGAACAGCAGAGGGAAGAGAAGGACAGCCAAGGUGCUCAGCAGCAGACUGAAAUCGGUCAGCUGCAUGCAAAACUGCUGGAGGCAGAGAGGCAAGUGGGUGAGCUCCAAGGUCGUCUGAAAGAACAGAGGCAGCUGUCCGGGGAGAAACUGAAAGACAGAGAGCAGCAAGCAGCCGACCUGCAGCUUAAACUCUCACGUGCUGAAGAACAGAUGAAGGAAAUUGCCAGUAAGAACACAGACCUGCAGCACCAGUUGGAGAAAGCCAAGCAGCAGCACCAGGAGCUGCAAGCACUGCAGCAGAACACCAACGGCAAACUGCACGAGUCGCAGAAUGACCUGGAGCAGGUAUUACGCCAGAUUGGAGAUAAGGACCAGAAGAUCCAAAAUUUGGAGGCUCUGCUGCAGAAGAGUAAAGACAUUGUGAGCCAGCUGGAAGCUGAGAGAGAAGACUUGUGUGCCAAGAUUCAAGCCGGAGAGGGAGAGACUGCUUUGCUCAGCCAACUAAAAGAGAAAAACCACACACUACAGGAACAGGUAACCCAGUUGAUAGACAAACUGAAGAACCAAUCAGAGAGCAACAAACAAGCCCAGGACAAUCUACAUAAACAGGUUCAGGAGCAGAAAACUCUCGUCCGUUCAUCCCAGGACCGGGCCCACACCCUGGAGACAUCUGUCUCUGAGCUCACUGCUCAGCUUGCAGACAGCAAGGAGAAGGUGACCCAGCUGGACUCUCAGUUGAAAGCAAAAACAGAGAUGUUGCUGUCUGCAGAGGCAGCCAAAGCUGCACAGAAAGCCAACCUGGAGAACAACCUAGAGUCUGCCCAGCAUGCACUUCAGGACAAGCACCAGGAGCUGAAUAAAGUUCAGAAGAAAGUGGAGGAACAGGCACAGAGGCUAAAGGAGAAGCAGGAACAGUGCAGUCAGCUGGAAGCCUGUCUGAAGGAAUACAAGGACAAGCUUGUGGUAUCAGAGCAGCAUGGAGAGAAGUUGGAAGGGCUCAACAAGAAACUGGAAACACAAGUUGUGGAGGUGCAGGCUGCAAGAGAUCAGACACAACAAGAAGUGAAGAAUCUGCAGAAAGAGGCCUCUGAGGUCAAACAAAAAGCUAAGGAGCUGCAGCUUUUGCUGGACAAUGAAAAAGCAGGGAAUGUGACACUUCAAGAGGAAAUAAAGACAAAGACCUCUUCAUUGAGUGACACCCAGAAACAGUUGGAGUGCUGUGAGCAGGACAAAGCUGCCCUUGAGCUAAGUGUGGUCAAGCUGACCCAAGAAGGGAGGGCUCAGCAUGCAGAGUUGGACAGGAAAGCACAGAGCCUCAUUGCAGACUUAUUGAAGGCCCAACAGGAGAAAGACACUCAAAAAAAAGAGCUGAUCUCAAUUCAGGAAAGUCUCGACAAGACUCAUAAGGCCCUAAAAGAAUGUCAGAGUCAAGUGGACACUGAGAGGAAGAAUCACAAGGCAGCCUUGGAGGAAAAGGAGAAGUCUUAUGAAAAGACAAGAGGGGAGCUUCAGAGCAAUAAUGAGAGCUUCAGCAAGGCAAUGAUGGAAUCAAAACAACAAUUUGAGCAAAUGAGAGAGGUAGAGAAGAAGCUGAAAGUGCAGUUGGCAUCAUUGGAAAAGCAUAACUCAAAGAUUCAGGAUGCGCUGAGGGAGAAGGACCAAACCUUGGGUAAGCUGGAGGUGCAAUUUAAGACGGCCAGUGGACGCUAUGAGGAGGAGAUAAUGAAGCUGAAGGGACAGGUUGCAGAGUUACAGAAAGUCUGUGUUAAGAAAGGGGAGGAAGAGCGCCAGCUUAGGGAGCAGGCAACAGAAGUGAACCAGCAGCUGUCUUCUGAAAAGAGCCGGACAGCGGAGCUACAGAAGGCCUUAGAGCAAAGCCACGAAAGCCUCACAAAGCUCCAGUCUGACUUGUAUGGCAAAGAGUCUGAGCUUUCGGCACUCCAUCAAGACCUCAAAGUAUCCGAGGACAAGCUAUGUUUGAAACAGGAGGAGCUGGUAGCUAACCAGACCCAUCGAACUGUCUUAGAGAAUCAGAUCCAGGAGCUAAAGAAGAGCCGGAGUUCUCUGGAACAGGAGUUAGGUAGUCGAGAUCAGAGACUCCAACAGCAGGAGAAUUCAUUGAAAGAUCUCAAGAAGCAACAGGGUCAAGUUAAGAUGGGCCUGGAGAAGGAGAGGAGCAAAAUGGAGGAGCUACUCAAAGCCAACAGUAUCCUGGAAAAGAGCAACGCCAGACUGACAUCGGAGCUGAAAACCCUAGCAGAGACGAAUGACAAGGAGCUGCGAGAGUGGCAGGAAGCCAAGCAGCUGUUGAUCCAGCAGAAACUGGAGCUGCAGGACCAGGUGAAGGUUGCGCAGGAUGCCCUCCGUCGGGAACAGAAAGAGUACCAGACCACCAUGGACAGCAGGAGCCAAAGAGAGGAGCAGCUUCUCGCCAAAACCAAGGCUCUCCAAGAUCAGCUGGCGUCCGAGAGGCGAGCCAAAGAAGAGCAGUUGAAGCGUGGUGAGGAAGCGGAAGCAAAACUGGGCGUCCAGGUGACGGCGCUGAAUGAAAACGUAGCCACGCUGAAGAGAGAGUGGCAGGGCAGCCAGCGACGGGUCUCUGAGCUCGACAAGCAGACGGACGAGCUGAGGGGCGAGAUCGCUGUGUUGGAGGCCACCGUACAACACAACCAGGACGAGAGACGUGCGCUUUUGGAGAGGUGCGUGAAGGGCGAAGGAGAAAUCGAGAAGCUCCAGGCCAAAGUGGUGGAACUGAGGCGGAAAGUUGACGACACAACGGCGGCCAUGCAGGAGCUGGGCCGAGAGAACCAGUCCCUCCAGAUUAAGCAGUCCCAGAGUCUCACCAGGAAGUGGGCCGAGGAUCACGAGGUGCAGAACUGCAUGGCGUGUGGGAAAGGCUUCUCCGUCACUGUCAGGAAGCACCACUGCAGACAUUGCGGGAACAUUUUCUGCGCCGAGUGUUCGUCAAGGAACGCCCUGACGCCAUCCUCCAAAAAACCUGUGCGGGUGUGUGAGACGUGCUUUGAGGACCUCCAAGGCUGAGUUGACUGUCAAGGGAAACUCAAUGUUGUCUUUUUCAUGUAAGAUGUGCACUAAAAAGGAGAGACCCCAUGUGUGGACAUGCGGGGAAAGAAAAGGGGACCUUUUAUCGAGAGGUGGCAGGGUCACAUGGUGGCGUGGGAGCAAUUGGUAUUGUGUGUACUUGUUUUUGUGCCUUUGCUCAAUUCUGUGAACGGCCACGAGGUGGCCACAGAAGCAAGUAAACGCCUCCCAUGGCUUGAAGUUCUCAUCAUCUGCAGUGUUGUGCUUCUGUAAAACUGGUGUAAAAAGUCGACGGAACCUUGAAGGCGUCACUGGGCAAGUCGGUUUCGUAAUAGUGAUGUUGAACAGCACAGCAGUCCCGCAAAUGUAAAUGCAAGUAAAUAUUUUGUUUUUAAAAAAAAAAAAAAAAAAAACAAUGAGAGGAAAAAAAAAAUCACAAAUAUAUAUUUUUAUUUAAACAUCAUGCCUACAUCUGCCUAGCAUAUAGUGCUUUGGUAAUGUUGAUGUAUGUUGAUUUAGCUCUUUGAAAGUCAAAGGUUAAAUGACACACCGGUUCAAGAACACUCACCUGGAAAAACCCCAUGACUCAGUUAAUUUGUGUGCAUCUCUUAAAGCUGACGACAGAUCAGUUACUCCACGUUGCCUUCGUGUGGCAGCCUGUGUUUGUGUGUCAGUUGUGUGUAUUUGUUAACAUUGUUGUAUAUCAUGACCAAAGAAUGUGAGGAGAGGGGGGGAAAAAAAAAAAAAAAAAAAAAAAAAGUUUCAUUUCAGUAUUUCAUCACAUUAUACAUUUGUUUUAAAGACAGCACUGCACGCCACGUAUGACAUUUGUUUAUUGUGCCACAUUGCUGGUUUUGUGUUAACAUCUUUAAAAAAAGGUGGUGCUUAUUUUUUCCCCCCACUGGUAAUGCAGUCAUUAAAUGUGCCUGCAUGACAUUGUUCUUUUUUUUUUAAUGGGUUUAUGCUCAUCUGCACAAACUACUGCCGCGCUUGUGUGUGUCCCUUUGCAUACAUUGUUGGCCUGCUGUCGUAUGUCAAGUUGCACAUUGCAAGACCUGCGGUUAUUUUUGCUUGUCUUGUCUCACAUGCCUGUAAGAAUUCAAAUCCUUGUUCAAAUAAUUUAUGACCGCAGUUGUCACGAGUUCUUAAAACGUCUAAGCAGUGAAGCAGGCCCUAACAAUAUAUAUACAGUGCUAUGAAAAAGUAUUGGUCCCCUUCUCAAAUUAUAUUUUUGCAUAGUUUCCCCACUUUGUUUAAGAUCAUCAAACAAAUGUAAAUAUCAGACAAACUGAAAAGGCUGUCUUUAAAUGAUUUCAAUUAUUAUGGGAAAAAAAAGCAUGCAUGGUAGGUUAAUUGAAGACUCUAAAUUGCCCGUAGGUUUGAAUGUGAAUGUUUUGUUUUUUUUAUGUGCCCUGCGAUUGGCUGGCGACCAGUUCAGGGUGUACCCCGCCUCUCGCCCAAAGAUAGCUGGGAUAGGCUCCAGCACGCCCGCAACCCUAGUGAGGAACAGAUGAUGAAUGAAUAAUAAUAAUUAAAAAUAACUACUCACCUAGUCACUGUCAAGAUCUAAUUCCACCUAAAAAGCUUAAACAAUUUAGUGUCCUCAGUUCCCAAAUGUUUAUUGAAUGUUGUUAAAUGAAAAGGUGAUGUAACACAGUGGUAAACAUGACCCUGUCCCAGCUUUUUUGGAACGUGUUACAGCCAUAAAAUUCUGAUUAUUUGCUAAAAACAAUAAAGUUUAACAGUUUGAACAUUAAA
Messenger RNA from Phycodurus eques (leafy seadragon), 6056 nucleotides. RefSeq names its product early endosome antigen 1 (gene eea1). Gene Ontology annotation, cellular component: early endosome. The record is from RefSeq and is a predicted model, not a curated record. NCBI's taxonomy places the organism in Eukaryota, Metazoa, Chordata, Actinopteri, Syngnathiformes, Syngnathidae. The coding region runs from base 96 to 4298 and encodes 1400 amino acids. Gene Ontology annotation, biological process: endocytosis. The transcript is spliced from 30 exons. Gene Ontology annotation, molecular function: metal ion binding; 1-phosphatidylinositol binding.